GGUAAAGUCGUCCACACAUGGUGGCUACAGUAUCUCACCGGUCUGGUGGGAGUCUCAACACUUGGAGCAUCCAUCACGUUCGGCGUCCUCACGACGUCUACCGAAGCCGGACCGUCAUCCAGCCCUUUUGCCCCAGGCACUGUCCGGACCUUUCUUGCGACUGCUUUCCUCCUCUUCCUCGUAGUAAUCGGCCUGGGAAACAUGGUGUUCUUCCUCCUGUUCUUCCACGAGAAAGAAUACUUUGGAACCGAUGAUGCAUUCAAUCAGAGAGUGAGGAUAUUGUGCAUACCGGGACAGUUCAGGACAUGGCUUCAUUUCUGCAACCUCUUGAUCACCACGACUAUGCUGGCGGCCUUUGUGGUUUUGGCGUUAGUGAUUGUGGCGUACUCUCAGAAGGUCGGAUGGGUCGCGGUGGGA
Molecule: messenger RNA, 417 nt
Organism: Cladophialophora yegresii CBS 114405
Lineage: Eukaryota; Fungi; Ascomycota; Eurotiomycetes; Chaetothyriales; Herpotrichiellaceae
Exons: 1
Coding region: 18-254 (78 amino acids)
Source: RefSeq, a predicted model, not a curated record